Molecule: messenger RNA, 3745 nt
Organism: Onychostruthus taczanowskii (white-rumped snowfinch)
Lineage: Eukaryota; Metazoa; Chordata; Aves; Passeriformes; Passeridae
Gene: CCL20
Product: C-C motif chemokine ligand 20
Exons: 4
Coding region: 3045-3347 (100 amino acids)
Biological process (GO): neutrophil chemotaxis; cellular response to type II interferon; inflammatory response
Cellular component (GO): extracellular region
Molecular function (GO): CCR chemokine receptor binding; chemokine activity
Source: RefSeq, a predicted model, not a curated record
GAGGGGAUCUGAGGAGGGACAACAGGAGGGAGGGAAGCUGAGAAGCUUACAGUCAAGUCAGGAAGACAAAUAAGUCAGGGAACUAAAAUAAGAAACAAACAGCUAAAUGUGAAAAACCCAGAAAAAAAUAAUUCAGGGUUGAUUGUGGUUUGGGAAGGAACCCAAGUUUAAGAUCAUGUUCAGGGAAAGACCACAUCCAGCUUGAGUAUCUGCAAGGGUAUUCAAACUAGGCUUUUCCAUCCUGGCAACCUGUCCCCGUGCCUCACUCACUCCCUUGCUAUGGAGAGGUGGCUUCUCUAUGUCUGUUUGGAAUUUUGCUUUUCACAUCUUGUGGCUGACAGCUCUCAUGCUUUGGCUGUACCCUCUGAGGAGACACUGGACACAGCCCUCCCUACACAGGCCCCAGGAAAGGGAAAUGAUGGCUUCCCUUGACUUGGUGGCCCCCUCAAUGUGUAGCCUUUGAACUGCAGUAGUGUUAGGACACUAAACACAUUUAUAUGGCACGUGCAACUGAGCCAGGAACAGGUUUGGAGGUGCCACUGGCCACCCCGGGCCUGGCAGUCUCACCUCUUGGCCAUGUGGCAGUCCCUGGCCAGCCCACAAGGCCCCACUUGCUCACACAGGUGCCAGAGGAAACAGGUUUAAAGUUUGGUUGGGUCAGGGUGGACAACAGUCACUGUUCCCUCACUCCCAGGGAAUAAUGAAAAACAGUUCCCUGGGACAUAUAAACACCUCCUUGGUUUUUUAUAUUUUUUGCCUUCUGUUUCCAUUAGGGGUUUGUGAAGGUAAAGACUGAUAAGAUACAGUUAUGUGUCAUAUCACAACCAGCAGAGCUUUCUUCAGCUGUUUGCAUUAAAGCUUUUUGUAUUGUUUUAACUAUUUUGUGCAAAUAAACUGAAGGCACUUUGUAUACACCAAGUGCAAACAAACUGACAGUGCUCCUUAAGCUGGGGCCCACCUUGUGGCUGUUGUUCUAAAUCUAAAUCUUAACGUAAUUUCCUAAAUCAAACAAAGAAUGAGAUAAAAGGAACACCAUAAGCAUGAGUCCAGCUGUGACAAGGCACAUCACCAGCCAUGGUCAGUUGUGGGAACCCCUGGUGUGCUGGUGUGAUGGAAAGUGCCUCAGAGCAGGACUAGGGGGUGAGCGCUGCCUGAGCAGUGUCAGCCCUGGUAUCCAAACUGCUGGGGCUUAGCUAGAAGUGUCAAAGCUCAGAUGAGAAGAUUCUGUCCAAGAAGCCCUGGGUGGAGAAGAAAUAGAGCUGUAGAGUCAUGAGGAAGACAUGAGGUGCAAGGCCACCGCCAUCUGGAUAACAGCAUGGCCUAGGAAAUAGCAUAUGGAAUGCCAGAGCUGGCUAUAGGUAUAAUAGAUUUGGGAUCCCUGAAACCUGUAUGUAAAAGAAAAAACUACCAUUCGAGUCAGCGAGUUUGAGGCAUUGCCUAAUGCUGACAGAUAGUCUUUAAAUGAGAUAGCUGCAUACUGAGAGCAUUGAUCUUUUUGAACUUUUGUGGCAUUUCACCAUGAUCCAUAAAACAGUUACAAAAAGCUGCUUUCAUUAGGGCAUGGGUUCUUUGUUGCCUCCUUCCCAUCCUUUGGCCAGUUGCUGUGGCCCUGCAGAGAAGCAUGUCCAGUAUAUGUGAUGCCAUGCACACUGCAAGGUUGCUCAUAUAUACCUCAGCCAUAUGAAAUUCCCUCAGUUCUCACUAUUACAUAGAGAAAUUACUUUCUCUGAAUAAUAGUCUGUUCUAGAGUUCAAGCUGUUACCAUUUCUACAAAUCACCCUUUGAGAGAGGUACUGGCACUCUGUGAAGGAUAGAAGGCAUGUAGUUAUGCACUGCCUAUGAUUGUCCAUGAGCUCUGCCUUAACAGAAAUCACUUAAAGCUCAGGUUACUCUAUAAGCACCUGGAGCUGGCAGCAGCUCCUGUGAGUACUGGCUGGCCAGGACAUGGCCUGCAGCCAUCACAGUAGUUUCACACAGAUCCCUAAACAGCAUGGGAAAGUUCCAUCAUUGAGUAGCAGCUCAAAAAAUGUACUUGGAGUGGUGACAGAGCCUCUCCCUGGUGGUUUCUCUAGAGCUGUGCGCGGCAAUUUUAAGAUUGUGCAUAUUUUUUUGAAUGUUCAGGUGUCUCAAUACUCUGAUACAGUUUGGGAAAGCAACAAACUAUGGCUAUUGUUUAUUAAGUGCAUUAAUGCAUUCUAGAAGGCACGGAUUUGGAGAAUUUAGGCCCAAUUUCAAGUUUCUUUUAAGCUCACUCUGUUGCAGAUGAAAUAGUUCAGACAUGUAACAACCUGGCAGGAACUCAUGGCAAGGAAUAUACGGUUAAGGAAAUGAAAUAAAUGCAUUUCCAUGAAUACUCAGUGUUGCUCAUGUGUCCCUGCCAAUACAGUCCAGAGCUCAGAAAGCAGUAAUCUGGAAAGUCCAAUGUUGCGGAGUUGGCCAACCAGGAAAUAUUAAUGUAGUACUUUGAUAUUGGUGCAGCUUGCGACCCAGCUCCUGUGGGCUUGCCACACUGAAAUGAAUCUGGCUGGCUCAGCCCACCUGCCUCUGCUCCCAGGCUGUGUUUAUUAAACUAGAGCACAGCAGACACACAGUUUCUAUAGGUAACAUUUAAAGUUACCUACAUUUGACUUUCCUCAUUUCACCCACCCACCUCUUUCCUUAUUUCACUCCUACCUCUAAAACUACACACGCUCCACCCACAGAACCAUUACCUCAUAGCCUUUUAUUUCCUUUUCUUUUAGACCAAAUCUUUUAAGCAGCUUUAAAAAAAAAGAAAAAAAAAAGAAAAAAAAAAGAAAAAAAAAAGAAAAUAUUCCCCAGCACACUUAUCUCUGUUUGUAGUACCCGGAAGGAUUGCUGGGGCCAAAUCGGGCGCAAUGGAAUUUGCUGUGGGGAAACCCGCUGAUGACAGUGGAACCCGCCCGUGUGUGAAUUCCCGCGGCUCCUGCCACCCCUUUAUAAGCAGGUGGAGGUGAGGCAGGGCUGGCAGGAGCAGCAGGCAGCAGCCAGGUACUCACUGGAGCACAGCUGUGUGUGGAGAGGGAAUGAGUGGCUGCGGCAGCAAGAGCAUGGUCCUGGUUUCCCUGCUGGGGCUCCUGGCACUGCUCCUGUGGGGCACCUCGGAAGCACAAAGCAACCAGGAUUGCUGCCUGUCGUACACCAAAGUGCGUCUGCCUCGGUGGGUCCUGAAGGGUUACACUGAACAGCUCCCCAGUGAGGUCUGCGACAUCCCUGCCAUCAUUUUCCACACUGCCAGUGGGCGGAAUGCCUGUGUAAAUCCUAAGGAAGGCUGGGUGAAGAAACAUCUCCUUUUCCUGAGCCACAAGCUCAGGAAGAUGUCAGCCUGACGCAGUUUCCAGCAAGGACCAAAACACAGACAUGGCUGAAGAAGCCCUGGGUUGAGGCUCCUGGCUGAGGUGCUCACUCACCUCCAACUCUGGCUUCUUUGGAACCUGUGAACCUCUUGAGUUGAUUCAUAUUGCAUCACUGUUUUGCUUGAGUUAAGCAUGUUGUUAAAGUUUUUAUUUUUACUAAUAUGUGUAUGUUACUGAUAGAACAUGAGUACUAUUUACCUUGAGCUGUUGUACAGAGUGUGAAUUUUAUUAAGUUUAUUGCAUGUUGGUUUUGUUUUCUUCAGUAUAUGUAAAGCAGGUUAUUUAUUCUGUUUAUUUUGUUAUUGUCUUGUGCCAAAAUGUUUCAUUUAAGCAUUAUAAUACCUCUUGAACUAUUGUUAAAUAAAGUCUGU